AUGACUCAUCAAAAGAUGACGUGUCGUAAUAAUAAUAACUCUUCUUUCAGCUCACAGCAAACUAAUACAACAAAUACCUUUCGUACUUCAUCAACAUCAAGCACUUCAGUCUCGCAACAAGAUAUGCGUUAUCAUACUUCAAUCUUGGAGAAUAAUGACUCCCUAGUCUUACAACAAAAUAUACAGCCAACUUUAAACAUUCCAGCCUCACAAAAUAAUAUAACAAAAACUCUUCCUUCAGGCACUUUAGCUCUACAACAAAAUACGAGUCAUCAUAUCCUAACUUUAGAGGGUAAUAAUCAACGAAAUACAGUUAAUACCAAUCAAUCAAUGCUAGAGACUGUCAAAAAUCUCAAAGGGAGAGUGCAUGGUCUUUGGGCAUCAGAUUUCACCGAAAUAAUCGAUGAUAAUAAGAGUAACGUGUCUGUUUAUAGCAUAACUAGAAAUACGCCUAUAGAACCUAUCGAUUAUUCUCACGAAGAAAUUACAAGACCAAGAGAAGAACAAAAAUGGCAUAGUAUUGUUAUCAAGCAGUUUAAAAGUGCUCGUGAUAAUGUAGAUUGUCUAAAUAUAAAAAUAAAACGAUUAAGUGUGGAAAAUGAAGCUCUUAUAUUUGUUAAUAAAGAACUUUUAAAACUUAAGGAUGAGAUAAAAAUAGAAUUUAAUCGAUACAAAUUAGAACAACAAUUAAUUGAUGAGGAUGACAAUACAUUAGCUGAUAAUGACGAUCGUUCCUCUCAGCUAAGAAAAAGG
Molecule: messenger RNA, 753 nt
Organism: Funneliformis caledonium
Lineage: Eukaryota; Fungi; Glomeromycota; Glomeromycetes; Glomerales; Glomeraceae
Source: the annotation of a GenBank genome assembly